Molecule: messenger RNA, 999 nt
Organism: Oldenlandia corymbosa var. corymbosa
Lineage: Eukaryota; Viridiplantae; Streptophyta; Magnoliopsida; Gentianales; Rubiaceae
Source: the annotation of a GenBank genome assembly
AUGCAUCUUCUUCAAUUUCAAUUCCCUUCAACAACCCUGUUUUCCAAACCAUCACUUUCCCUUGUCAGAAGACCUCCACCCAUUCUCUUCACCACUACGCAGUUAAAGCAAUUCCCAAUUCCCAGAUUUUCAAUUCAGUCUUUCAAAUGUUCAGCUUCUUCUGCUGUUUCGGAAAGAACAACCCAGUUGGAGUUGGCCCAGAAUCAUGAUUGUAAUAAGCCAUCCCCUGCUGAAGUCUCAAGAACAACAAUGGAGUUAUCAUCUAUGGGCACUCUUUCUACUGUCAAUCCAGAUGGUUGGCCUCUUGGGAUUGGCGUUAGAUUUGCUGUUGAUUCUCAAGGCACUCCAAUUAUAUGCUUGCAUCAAUCCUCUAAUACCGUCUCAUUUCUCAAUAAUGAUGUGCCCGCUAGCUUACAUGUUCAGUUAGAGCAGUGCGGCCUGCGGACUCCACAAUGUACAAUUCUGGGGAAACUUACAAAGAUUGAGGAUAAGAUGACUUCUAAGAAGCAUUGUUCUCUGUGGAAAAGGAAAUUUGGGGAGGAAGCCAAUGAGGAUCUCAUUUAUGCUGUUUCUGUUGAGCGUGUACUACAUAUGGAGGACUUUGGAGAGGAUGGUGUGUGGGUUAUGUCAAUGGAUUAUGAGAUGGCUAGCCCCGAUCCGCUGCGCGAUUUUGCUGAAAGUUUUGUGGAAGAGAUAAAUGCAAAUAAUGGGGAAGACGUCUACCGCUUUUGUAACAUUUACGCGGAUUUGGAUUUCCAGGUAUUAGAUGCAAAGGUGGUUUGGGUCGAUCGCCUAGGCUUUGAUAUCCGUGUUAGAACCUCCCAGGAUGAUGCAUUUGAGGUUCGAAUUCCUUUCCCGGGAGAAGUAUCAGAUGAGAAAGGAGCAAAAUCAUCUUUCAACUGUAUGUCUCAGCUUGCUUGGGAAGUGGAAAAGAAUUUCCAUGUCCCCGAUUUCGAGAAAGUUAAACAAGUGAAGAAGAUUGUCAGUAGGUCAAGAUGA